Molecule: messenger RNA, 3123 nt
Organism: Priapulus caudatus
Lineage: Eukaryota; Metazoa; Priapulida; Priapulimorpha; Priapulimorphida; Priapulidae
Product: homer protein homolog 2-like
Exons: 10
Coding region: 126-1277 (383 amino acids)
Biological process (GO): regulation of store-operated calcium entry; G protein-coupled glutamate receptor signaling pathway
Cellular component (GO): cytoplasm; plasma membrane
Molecular function (GO): G protein-coupled glutamate receptor binding
Source: RefSeq, a predicted model, not a curated record
GAGGCAUGUAGUUCAUAAUGGUCUUGGCAUGUAUAACUAUUAUAUGCGAUAAGUAAACCUGAUAUAUUUUUAUGAAUUGAUAUAUUAGCCACGUGCAAUUAUUGAGUUCCCUGUCACUUAGCCAUAUGAAUCGGAUCAAGCCAGCCAUGGGGGAGCAGCCUAUAUUUACAACUAGGGCUCAUGUCUUCCACAUCGAUCCGGCGACGAAGAAGAAUUGGAUUCCAGCCAGCGGUCAGGCGGUGCCAGUCUCCUUCUUCUUCGACUCGAACAGGAGCACGUACAGAAUCAUCAGCGUGGAAGGCACGAAGGCGGUCAUCAACAGCACGGUGACGCCGAACAUGGUCUUCACGAAGACGUCGCAGAAGUUCGGACAGUGGGCUGACCCGCGCGCCAACACCAUCUACGGACUCGGCUUCGGCUCCGAGGCUGACCUCGCGCAGUUCAUCGAAAAGUUCAAAGAGGUGAAGGAAGCGACGCGAAUCGUCAGCCAAAAGCAGCAGAAUGGCACGUUGCAGUCAUCGCCGCGAGAUGGCAGCACGGGCGACCUCAGCGGCACCCCGACGAAGACUCUAGGACCGAGUUCGCCUGCAUACAUUCCAAGCGCGCCGGAGUCGCCGAUCAGCGGACCUAAGAGCCCGUCGAGUUUUCCGACGAUGGAGGCGCAGCUGAAAUACGAGAACGAGAAGCUAAAGAUCGCGCUCGCACAGAGCUCGGCGAACGCGAAGAAGUGGGAGGUGGAGCUGCAGACGCUAAAGAACAACAACGCGCGGCUGACGGCGGCGCUGCACGAGAGCACGUCCAACGUCGACGAGUGGAAGAAACAGCUGCAGGCGUACAAGGAGGAGUGCGCCACCCUCCGCUCACAGCUGACAAAUAAGUGUGAUGGACCGGAAUCGUCGUCGCAGGCAUCGGGGGUGCCACCAGCAGCAGCAGCAGCGCCGCCACCGCCGGCGCAAUGGCCGGAGGAGCUGCGGACCCGCAUCGGUGCGCUGGAGAGCGAAAACGAGCUGAAGGAGAAGGAGAUCGCCUCGCUGCGGCUGCAGCUGGACGAGAUGGAGUUGGACAUGACCAAAGCCACGGCAGCGCAGGACAAGCUGAAGGCCGUGGAGGAGGAGAGCAGCAGCCUGCAGCAGCAGAUCAGUCGCCUUGAGAAGGAGCUAGCCGACGCGAGGGCGCCGCAGCAGAAAGCUGCCGACAUGCAGCAGCAGCUGGGGCGCCACCUACAGGACGCCACCGCACUUAACGAACAGAUCACCAGCGUUCUAAAAGGCACAUGAUGGCCAGGCGGGGUCGUUGUGUGUCCACCGCCCCACCCUACCCCCACCCGUGUACAGUGACGCUGCAGGUCUCUGCGCAGAUGCUGCGCCUCUAGCGGGCGAUAUCGCCACGUCAAAUGUUUAGACGCCAGCCCCGGGGAUCGCUCUGGAAAGCGUCUCCCGAGAAAAAAUUUCUGCUGGGAACUUUUGCGUAAGGGAUCCCUCCGAGGGUGACUGGGCGAGAAUUUAUUGAGUAAUUUUUCCGAGACGUUCUAUGUAGCUCGCUGUUCUACAUGUUCCUACUUGGAGAACUCUACUAAUGAAUUCUCCCAGAGGAGCCCUUCUACCUUUUUCAUUUAUUACCCACGCCUCUCGUGUGUGUUUAGCACGCAUACACCCUCAUUCCAAAAGUCGCCUAUAUAUACUUUAGUAUUUAUACUAUAAUACUACCAUACUAGUAUUUAUACUUCAGUAUAUGUACUUAUACUAUAUACUACUGUAAUAGUAUAUACUACUUUACCUGUAUAUAUACUCCAGUACCGUCACGCAGCUAGGGGGCUUAAAAAGGUAUUUAGGCGCGACAACGGUAGUACAAUUUACGUAGAGCAGAAUCGCGAAAGAAGCGAAAUAUCGAUAGCUUCGAUAAGAUAAGAUGGCGGUCGAUUGUUGUGCGGUACGGGGUCCGCAGCUAGCAGCUAGCCUGCGGCUGACCGCCAGGUGGCGAUCCGCGAAAGCGUGAGGUCGUCGUCGGCAGGUUGUGAGUGUAGAACGUUCGUGCGUCGUGAGCGACGACGAUUGUCGUUCUUCAUUAAUGCUCACUCACUCAUUUCGUCACUCACUCAUUCCUUCAUUCAUUCCCAUCGACAGCGAGGACCACUAUGUCACCCACCAGACAGCGUGCGUGUGUUGCGCACGUUAGCAUGCCUUUGUAUUGCUCCUGUAUAUCAUUUAUCUUACGAAGGUACUCUAGUACUCGUGGCGGCCAAUGCGGCCCGCGCGUAGGAACUGAUUUGUUAACCGAUGGCGCCAUAACAUUUGAAUGUAACUCGUUGUGUUAUUCAUCGUGUACGCGUCAAUUCAGUCGUUCUAUCCCGCCUCCAUCUGAUGACGACAUUAACGCGAUGCGCUGUUGCUAAAGAGCCUAUGAAUUAUUCGCGUUAGGGUGAUCGGAAGGACAUUUGGUCACGUUGGUCGCGCACGUAUCUGCAACAGUUGCGCGUAGGUAUCAGUCGUGUGCGGCCGAUUCUGUCACUGAAGAUGCAUCGCUAUCUAGGUUCGGCCGCAGUAGCGUGCGCGCGAUAUCGUGCUGCUGCUGCUGCUGCUGCUGCUGCUGCUGCUGCUGCUGCUGCUGCCUUGAAGCGGUUGCGAAUUUAAAAAUCUCUUGAAACUGGAUCGCAGCUAUUAGCCUAGUUCGUGCAGCCGAGCGUGCGACUAACGCGUGAUGGAUGAUUGUGUCGCAUGUCGCUACUCGCGUCAAGUGGCCAUUCAUUCCUUUCUCAUUUGCGCCGAUGUUUUCGACAUUAGUCGAUUCGUUUGUCGCAUCGGGGACAGAGAGAUGGGUCAGAGUGUACGAGGGCGCGCGUCAAAGAACGAUAGUAAAAAGUAUGUACGCGGAGAAGGUGACAGCGGAGGGGUAGAGAGGGUACGGGAGAAGGGGACAGCGGAGGGGUAGAGAGGGUACGGGAGAAGGUGACAGCGGAGGGGUAGAGAGGGUACGGGAGAAGGUGACAGCGGAGGGGUAGAGAGGGUACGGGAGAAGGUGACAGCGGAGGGGUAGAGAGGGUACGGGAGAAGGUGACAGCGGAGGGGUAGAGAAGGUACGGGAGAAGGUAGGAGAUAAGGGUGUGUGUGCGUGCGUGCGUGCGUG